Malaya genurostris is the source of this 2430-nucleotide messenger RNA. Its product is annotated as chorion peroxidase-like. The coding region runs from base 220 to 2397 and encodes 725 amino acids. Gene Ontology annotation, molecular function: peroxidase activity; heme binding. Lineage: Eukaryota; Metazoa; Arthropoda; Insecta; Diptera; Culicidae. The transcript is spliced from 6 exons. Gene Ontology annotation, biological process: response to oxidative stress. The record is from RefSeq and is a predicted model, not a curated record.
AGUGUAAUGAUUAUUGCACUACGACUCGUUCUGCCAUCAUGAAACCACCAGAAACUAACGAUCCUGUCAUUCGACAGAUGUGUCUCGCUUCACUUCAUAAAACGUGCAUGUAAAGUGUGCAGCGUGGUAGCAACGGCAAAUUGAUUGUGUUACCCUCGGUUUUCGUGCAUAUGGCAAAUUUUCCUCUAAAUAAUUUAAUUGAGUGCUUAAAGACGAACGAUGCUGAUACUUUUGAUGGCUUCGAUACUUUGGGAGAUGCCGGCAACAUUCGCCCGUGCCGAGGCACUGAUUGAUGAUCGGGAAUGCCCCCCAGGCAGUGCGUGUGUACAUCCGCUGAGCUGUACGUCGGUCCCGCUGGAUUGGGCUGAUUUGCUGCCCAAACCCGAAUCAACGACGUCAAUAAUUUUCGAUCAACGGUACCCACGCUGUCGGACACGUACCCAGCUCGAGGGCAUCUGUUGCCGUCAAACGGAUGACGAGGAUUCCGGGCCGGCUUGCUGUCACCAGUUGCAUCGGUUGGUGACGACGGAACUGGCGGCAAGUGUGGAUCAUUUACGAUUGCGUCCAACCGAAAACAGCGUCAUCAAUCACGGUCGGAAAGAGCACGGCCACCGAAUGGGUGCGGAUUACGACCAAUUAUAUGGUGUGAACGUCACCACAAAAACACAUGUUCGCACCAAACGGUGCAUCAUCGGUCCGCGCUGUCAAGAUGAGCACAGUCGCUAUCGGCGUUUCGAUGGCCGCUGCAACAACAUUGGACCCGGACACAGUCUCUGGGGUUCCGCCGGUUAUCCGAUGAAACGUCUGCUUGCUCCAGCAUAUGGCGACCACGUUGGAUCACCGCGUAACACGUCCAUUACGGGUAAAGCUCUGCCGAGUGCUCGUCAAAUAUCUGCGUUGCUUUUUGAUGAUUUGAGCGUACCAGACAAACACUACAAUGUAUUGAUGAUGCAGUUCGGGCAAUUUCUAGUACAUGACAUCACAAAAAGCAAACCAGCUUCCGACAGUGUCGAAUGCUGCCAUAGAAGUAGUUCCGAUUCCAAUCCGGAUUGUAUGGCUAUUACAAUCUCUGCACACGAUCCAUUUUACUCGCAGUUUGGAGUGAAAUGUAUGAAUUUCAUACGAACGGCAGUUGUGCCAAAAGCACAAUGUCAAGCCGGACACUCCCGGCAAAUAUCAGCUGUUACACAUUUUAUUGAUGGUUCAGCAAUUUACGGAAGUUCCACCGCCGAGGCCAACCAUUUAAGAUCUCACAAGGGAGGUAGAUUGAAAUCAUUAAAACAUCCUCAGAUGUCCAACGAACUCCCACCUCUGGAAUCCGCAACCGGAGUUUGUUCAAGGAAUGCCGCUAUGUGCUUUAAAGUUGGAGACGACAGAGCAAAUCAAAUUGUCACAUUGGUUGCCCUUCACACGUUGUUUCUACGGGAACAUAACCGUAUUGCGAAAGCCCUAGAAGUUUUGAACCCACAUUGGAAUGAUGAAAUAAUUUUCCAAGAAUCGCGUCGAAUUGUUGGUGCCGAAAUUCAACAUAUCGUGUACAGCGAGUAUUUGCCGAAAAUCAUUGGUCCACAUUUCAUGACCAAGUUCGAAUUGCACACAUCUAAAGGACAUAAUGAUAGUUACAAUCCGAAGAUAAACCCGUCGAUAUCGAGUGAAUUUUCCAGUGCAGCUUUUCGUUUUGGUCACUCCACGGUUCCCGGAAAACUUGAAUUCCCUCAAGGACCCGUGGAUACACACAAGACCUUCUUCAAUCCAACAUCAUUACGAAAUCCUGCAUUCUACGAUCAUCUAUUCCAAGGCAUGUUGAGGCAACCGAUGCAAAAAUCGGAUGACAAAUUUACCAAUAGUUUGACGAAAUUUCUAAACUCGAAAGAGGGAAAACCGUUCGGAAAGGACCUCGCUUCGAUCAACAUUCAACGUGGGCGAGACCACGCGGUGCGACCUUACAAUCACUAUUUGCGUUUGAAAGGAAAUAAGAUGAAAACAAAUUUCACCGAUUUUGGACCUUCGGCUGGACCAAAGUUGCAUAAACUGUACAGUUCACCAAACGAUGUGGAUCUCUAUGUUGGUGGGAUCCUCGAACCUCCGGUACCAGGAGGCAUAGUGGGUCAAACAUUUGCCGAAAUCAUCGGCGAACAGUUCUCUCGACUAAAACACGGUGAUCGCUAUUUCUACAGUAACGGCCAUCGAUCGAAUCCAGGCCAUUUCUCCAAACUUCAACUGGAAGAGUUGCAGCGGGUGACCCUUGCCGGAAUACUCUGUGCAAAUGCAAACGAUCCGGCACACUUGAAAGUUCAAUUGGAAGCUUUCCAUUUACCGCAUCCUAUCAGCAAUCCGCAUGUGUUGUGUAACUCGGCUAAAGUGCCAAAGUUGAAUUUGAUAUUGUGGAAAACAUAGAAUCUAAUGUUUUCGUGUAUAAUGUGAUGUUGU